GGAUGAGGCUAGAGAAGGUCAGGGCCAAAUCCAACAGGCCAUCAGGUACCAGGUGAGAAAUGGACCUGCCUCGCAGGCAGUGGGGAAGCUGCUUGGUGCAGGGUGGGCUGAUGGGCACAGACAGAGGAUGGGGGCAGUGACGUUGCUGGUGGAGACCUAGAACAGUGGGUGGGGCUGAAUGAAGGCCAUGGCAGGGCGAUAGGCUUAGGAGUGGCCCAGGCAGGCCUUGGAACUGGUUGUAGAGAGGAAGAGGUGGCAACUUGGGGGCAAGACGAGUGAAGGUCGAGGGGUUUGGAGUUAGAGCGUCAGGGAGCUCAUAGUUCCCUGCAGAGGUGGGAUACAGAAGCAGACUGGUGUUCAGGACACACAAGGAUGGAGGUGGUCAGUGAGAAGCCAGGGGCUGUGCUCCAAGAACAGGGAGCAGGUGUACUGCAGACUCCAGAGCUGCUUGGACUCGGGGGCUGGACCAGGAGCCAGGUUGGGAAACCUCUCUGGGCCUGAGGCACCUCAGCAGUUGAAGGAAGGGGUUGGACCUGCCAGCAGAUCUGCUGUCUUAGAAGCAACGGAGUUUCCCAAGUGCAGACCCCCAGCUCAGCCUCAGGUUCUGAUCCCACAGGUCUGGGUGGGGCCCAGUGUUUGUGGUUCAACCCAGCAUCAUUUGGGUUAAGCUUCUGCAGUGAGCCAGGUCAGCCCCACAUUAAGAGCCAACAGGAACCAAAGACAGGGUCCCCCACUCAGCCACAGGCUGUUAAGAUUCUCCAGGACACUGUCUCAUUGCAUUUAUUCACUCAACAAAUCUUUAUUGAGCACCCACUAGAUGUCAAGUACUGGAGAUCCCAUAGUCCCUCUGGAAACUUAUACUUGAGGAGCAUGUCCCAGCCCUUGCCGCCAAACUUGCCUUCUGCCCAGGCUCUGGGGUGAUGGCAGGGCUUGUGGAGGCCCUGAGCCAGGCUGUUCAGCGCUAUGGGGAGCUAAGUGGGAAGUUCCUCAGAAUGCGUCCCCCCGUGGGAUCUCGGGGCUGGCCAAGCUGAGUGACCGCUCUGGGCUCUCCGGCCGGCAGGACCUUCCUGGAAUGACUGAGCUGUUGGAGGGAGAGACGGUGGAGGUGGCCGGUGGUGGUAGCAGGAGGCUGACUGGGAAUGGGUGGGGCUCUGGGGGAUGAGGAUUCAGUGAAUGACUUUUGCUGAUGGCCUACUGUGUGCCAGACCUUGGAGACAUUAUGUAUGUGCCUUACCUCACAGAUGAGGAAACAGGCCCACAGAGAUUAGUGACGUGUCCACCUAGCAAGAGGCAAGGUAGGGAUUUGAACUGAGAGCUGACUCCAAAGGUCUAUGCCCACCUUGGGCAGUGGCACUAGAACAGAUGUGAUUUGGCACCUGCUGACCUACAUUGUCAGUAAAAUCCAACGAAAAACCUCAUUGUGGAGGUUUCUGGCCUAGUCAGGAGCUGGUGCCGACGCUCAGCCCUGGAACUAAUGCCCUUUGUGAGGUGGCCCUGGAAGUUGGCAGCGGUUCCGUCCUGCUGGGGGAGGGGCAGCAGAAGCCGGAUCGGGACCUGCGCAGAUGGCUCUGUUCUCCAGGGCCCCGCUGAGCCUCUGCCUCCUCUCCCUCCUCCUGGCAGCUGCACUCCUCCACCCCCAGCCGCUGAGGCCUCAGCGAUCCGUUCCCGAGGAUUUUUCAGCCCCCUUGGAACUCUCACAGCCUCUGUCUGACCUGUUGGAUGACUAUGGGAUCCAACCCAAGCACCCAAGGCGACGAGGGCCUCGACCCCUCCUCUCCCGGGCCCAGCAGCGCAAGCGGGACGGACCAGACAUGGCUGAGUAUUACUUCGACACACGCCUGUGA
Messenger RNA from Myotis daubentonii (Daubenton's bat), 1844 nucleotides. RefSeq names its product Frey regulator of sperm-oocyte fusion 1 (gene FREY1). The record is from RefSeq and is a predicted model, not a curated record. Gene Ontology annotation, biological process: sperm-egg recognition; fusion of sperm to egg plasma membrane involved in single fertilization. Lineage: Eukaryota; Metazoa; Chordata; Mammalia; Chiroptera; Vespertilionidae. Gene Ontology annotation, cellular component: endoplasmic reticulum membrane.